CGAUCAUCAGCUAGCUUAGCCUCCUAACAGCGACAUCACGGCAGCAGGCGAGACCACCGGAAAUAUAAUCACCGUGCUCGAUCGGUUGAUCUCACCGGCCGGCGGUGAUCUCUCGAUUCGAUCAGAGAGCGAGAGCUUGGAGAUGACGGGGUUCGGGUCGCCGUGCGGCGCGUGCAAGUUCCUGCGGCGCAAGUGCGUGCGCGGGUGCGUGUUCGCGCCCUACUUCUGCCACGAGCAGGGCGCGGCGCACUUCGCCGCCAUCCACAAGGUGUUCGGCGCCAGCAACGUGUCCAAGCUCCUCGCCCACCUGCCGCUCGCCGACCGCCCCGAGGCCGCCGUCACCAUCUCCUACGAGGCACAGGCGCGGCUGCGCGACCCCAUCUACGGCUGCGUCGCCCACAUCUUCGCGCUCCAGCAGCAGGUGAUGACGCUGCAGGCGCAGCUGGCGUCGCUCAAGGCGCAGGCGGCGCAGGGGCAGGGCGUGCACGACGACGCCAAGGGCUACAUGGGCAGCGCGGCGGAGCAGCUAGGGUACGGCUACCCCUGGUGCAGCAGCAAUGGAGGCGCCGGCGCCGUGGGCGCGCCGCCGAGCGCGUACGGCAAUGGCGGCCACGAGUCCCUGACCGCGCUGCUGGGGUCGGACUACAUGCAGCAGUCGCUGUACCACGCGUUCGAGCAGGACGGCGCGGCCGACGACGACGGCCGGCAGGCGGCCGCCUUCGAGGCUGCGGCGGACUCGUCGUCGUUCGGGGCGGAGGAGAGCGGGUGGAGGUCGUCGUCGGGGUACCAAGACUGCGAGGAUCUGCAGAGCGUGGCCUACGCUUACCUGAACCAUCGCUCAUAAGGUUAGAUUUGUCAUGCCCGAAAAAUGUACUGCAAGGAAUAAUAGAGACCAGAGUAUUGAGAGACAGCUGAUUGAUUCGUGGCCACACGUGGA
Panicum virgatum (switchgrass) is the source of this 937-nucleotide messenger RNA. RefSeq names its product LOB domain-containing protein CRL1-like. Gene Ontology annotation, cellular component: nucleus. The transcript is spliced from 3 exons. Lineage: Eukaryota; Viridiplantae; Streptophyta; Magnoliopsida; Poales; Poaceae. The record is from RefSeq and is a predicted model, not a curated record. Gene Ontology annotation, biological process: hormone-mediated signaling pathway; positive regulation of DNA-templated transcription. The coding region runs from base 143 to 844 and encodes 233 amino acids.